GUAAAUUGUAAAUUCCAACACAAUCGAUAAGUGUACAUUGGAUUGAUUGCAUGGAUUGCAUUCAUUACAUUCAUUACAUUCAUUAGGUAUUAGGAUUUAUUUGGGCUUGUAUAAAUUAGACCCGGUCUGGUGACACGACCCCAGUGACAUCACGAUUUAAUGCAUGAGUUUCGCUUUCACGAAAUCGCAUAAAAAGUGACGCGAAAUCCAAUUAAUUCUCUUAGUACAUUUAGCCGUUGCAUACGAUACGAGUUUCUUAGAUUCGAGUUUAUAAAAAUUGAUUUUUUAUACAAUUUAAUACCAAAAUGGAGUCUGGUAUUAAAGGAUUUUAUAAGGAAAAAGUAGUUUUUUUAACCGGUGCCACCGGGUUUUUGGGAAAAGUAAUAAUCGAGAAGCUCCUGCGGAGCACUGAUGUGAAACGAAUAUAUAUAAUGAUUAGAUCCAAACGUGGUAAAAACAUUCAGGAGCGUAUUCAGUCCUGGCAGACGGAGCCGCUGUUUGAAGUGCUACUCAAAUCAAGGCCGGAAGCCUUUGAGCGCUUGAUGCCCAUUCCCGGAGACUGCCUUUAUCCGGACCUGGACAUAAGCGACACGGACCGAAGGCUCCUGGCAUCAGAGGUGCAGAUCGUUCUUCACGGAGCAGCCACAGUCCGGUUCAACGAACCGUUGCAUGUGGCACUGGCCAUCAAUACUCGCGCCACGCGACUGAUGGUGCAGCUGGCCAAGCAGAUGAGACACCUGGAGGCCUUCUUGCACAUCUCCACAGCGUUCUCCAACUGCGUGAUCGAGCACAUAGAGGAGAAGUUGUAUCCCGAGCACUUGACUUGCAGCUCGGAGAAGGUACUGGAAAUGUGUGACCAGCUGAGUGAGGAGUUAAUGAACGACAUGACCCCAGCUCUGCUCGGAUCGUACCCUAACACCUACACAUACACCAAGGCCCUGGCAGAGGACGUGAUUCUUCGUGAAGCGGGCGACUUGCCGCUGUCCAUCUUUCGUCCAGCAGUUAUCAUGGCAAGCCACAAGGAGCCCGUCGCAGGCUGGAUCGAUAACCUCUAUGGACCCAUUGCCUUGAUUUACGGUGUCGCUCUUGGAGUUUUACGCGUCGCCAGCCUAAACACGGAGGCGUUCGCCAACCUAGUUCCUGUCGACUAUUGCGCCAACGUGGCGCUGGCCAGUACUUGGCAGACGUCUAAGAACAGGGUUCGGCACGAGAAAAUGCCACGGCCCAUAGUUUACACCCUGGCACCCACUGAACAGAACGCACUAACUAAUAGAGACUUUAUAAAUUAUGGUGUUAGCUUUCGAAGUCAAUUCCCCCUCACGAAGAUGAUCUGGUACCCCUUUCUUCAUUGCGUAAAAACUCCGUGGGUCUAUCAUUUCGCUGCUUUCUUCUAUCACAUCUUGCCGGGACACGUCUUCGAUCUGGUGCUGCGUCUUACAGGGCGGAAGCCCCGCUUGGUGAAAGUAUAUCGGAAGAUUCACAAAAAUAUGGACAUAUUACAGCCGUUUUUGCACAGAGCCUGGCACUUUGAAACCAAAAAUACGGAUCGCUUGCUUGAGCUUAUGUCCGCAGAAGAGCGCCGAGUCUACUACUUUGACAUGAAGGGUCUGGAUUGGAAUGAUUACUUCAGACAUGCCUUGCUGGGCAUGCGGCUAUAUCUGGGGAAAGAAGCACCAACAUCGGAGUCUAUUGAAAAGGGUCUGCGGCUAUUCGAACGAUUGAAGAUGUUGCACUACAGCCUUCAAGUGGCAUUAUGCUGUGUGGCAGGACUCCUUUUGUGGUGGCUCCUUAAGAUCUUAGUCUUUUCUAUUUGAUGCUCGUAGUAUAUCCAAAUGGUGUGUUAGAAGAAAUAAAUACUUCCCUUUGAAUGAAGCUCAAUUGGU
Drosophila pseudoobscura is the source of this 1883-nucleotide messenger RNA. Its product is annotated as fatty acyl-CoA reductase wat-like. Gene Ontology annotation, biological process: long-chain fatty-acyl-CoA metabolic process. The transcript is spliced from 5 exons. Bases 306 to 1814 code for a protein of 502 amino acids. Gene Ontology annotation, cellular component: peroxisome. Lineage: Eukaryota; Metazoa; Arthropoda; Insecta; Diptera; Drosophilidae. Gene Ontology annotation, molecular function: alcohol-forming very long-chain fatty acyl-CoA reductase (NADP+) activity. The record is from RefSeq and is a predicted model, not a curated record.